GGUGCUCGCCCCGUUCAGCGCCGAGCUGGCGGCUGCCCCGAGCCGUCCUGCCCCGAGCUCCGGCUCCGGGCUGCUCGGGGGGGAGCGGGGCUCCCGCCGUGCCCGCGCCUUGCGGGGCUGGCUUCGGGCAUGGGGAACCCGCGGGGACGUCCUGGAGACGGCUUGGACGUGGCCCCGGGGAGGGUGCCAGCGCUGGGGCACUUGUGCCAUCGGAGCUGGCCCGGUCCCGAGCGGGGCUGCCUCGUUGGGUAAGGCUGGGAGCGGCACCCGGCAGUUCCGGAGGAGCUUUCAUCAGCCCCGGGCUGGCCGGGGGCUCACGGGGAAGCAGCUGAGCUGGUGGCGACCAACGCAACGCUGGGUUUUCGAGCAGCUGAGCACCACCUGCGGAGGACAAGAUGUUUGGGGGAAAAAUGAGCAGCGUUGGGAAGAAGCUGAUCCGCCGGCGUGUGGUGGAUCUGAGCUCCGAGGAGACGCGUUUUGCUCGUUGCCUCUCCACGCUGGACCUUAUAGCCCUGGGGGUGGGCAGCACGCUGGGGGCUGGCGUGUACGUGCUGGCCGGGGAAGUGGCCAAGGAUAGGGCUGGUCCCUCCAUCGUCCUCUGCUUCCUGGUGGCUGCACUCUCCUCAGUACUGGCUGGGCUCUGCUACGCAGAGUUUGGGGCCCGCGUCCCCAAGACUGGCUCUGCCUACCUCUACAGCUACGUGACAGUCGGCGAGAUCUGGGCUUUCACGACCGGCUGGAACCUCAUCCUGUCCUACGUGAUAGGUACAGCCAGCGUGGCCCGAGCCUGGAGCGCAGCGUUUGACAACAUCAUCGGCAACCACAUCUCCACCUUCUUCAUGAACAAGACCACGGUACAUGUGCCAGGGGUGCUGGCCGAGCGCCCGGACUUCUUUGCACUGAUCCUGAUCGCGCUGCUGACUGCGCUGCUGGCCUUCGGCGUCAGCGAGUCUGCUCUGGUGAACAAAAUCUUCACGGCGGUGAACCUGCUGGUGCUGGGCUUCGUCAUCAUCGCCGGCUUCAUCAAGGGAAACAUCAAGAACUGGCAGCUCACGGAGGAUGACUACAACCACCUCGUGAGCCCAGACGUGUCAAAUGAGACCAGAAUAAAAGAGUUUGGAUCCGGAGGGUUCGUCCCCUUUAAGCUGGAAGGGAUCCUGACUGGUGCCGCCACGUGUUUCUAUGCCUUCGUGGGGUUCGACUGCAUCGCCACCACAGGGGAGGAAGCCAGGAACCCGCAGCGCUCCAUCCCCAUCGGCAUCAUCGUGUCCCUGCUCAUCUGCUUCGUGGCCUAUUUCGGGGUGUCUGCAGCACUCACCCUCAUGGUGCCCUACUUCCUUCUGGACAAGGGGAGCCCGCUGCCCGAGGCUUUCAAGGCAGUGGGCUGGGAGCCCGCCCGCUACGCCGUCGCCGUCGGCUCGCUCUGCGCGCUCUCCACCAGCUUGCUGGGCUCCAUGUUUCCCAUGCCCCGUGUGAUCUACGCCAUGGCAGAAGACGGGCUGCUCUUCAAGUUCCUCUCCAGCAUCAACAGCCGCACAAAGACUCCUCUUUCGGCCACUAUCACCUCCGGGCUCCUUGCGGCGGUGAUGGCCUUCCUGCUCGAGCUGAAAGACCUGGUGGACCUCAUGUCGAUCGGCACGCUGCUGGCCUACUCCCUGGUCGCCGUGUGCGUGCUCAUCCUCCGGUACCAAUCCGGGCAGCUGAACUCCCCGAAGGCCGUGGAGAUGCUGGAGCUGAACGGGAAUGAGGAGGAGAGGGUUGUCAUGAACCCAAGCAUCACUGCCAUGGGCACCAAGGAAAUAGAGAAGCCGUCCCUGACGACACUCUUCAACCCGCCCUCAGACACCCCCACAGCGCUCUCGGGGCGCAUCGUCUACACCUGCGUCUGCGUCAUCGCCACCCUAAUCACAAUCAUCUGCGUGGUCCUGACCCUCAAGGUGAAUGCGCUGAAGGAGGCCAACGUGGGCUGGAUCUCAGCCGUGGUGCUGCUCGUGGUGGUUCUGCUCGUUCCCACCAUCAUCAUCUGGAGGCAGCCGCAGAGCAACGCACGGUUGAACUUCAAAGUACCUCUCCUCCCGCUCCUGCCGCUCAUCAGCAUCUUCGUUAACAUCCUGCUGAUGGUGCAGCUGAGUGCCGGCACCUGGGCGCGCUUUGCCAUCUGGAUGGCUGUGGGUUUUAUGAUUUACUUUGGCUACGGCAUUCGGAACAGCGUGGAAGGGAAGAAUGCGGAGCCCCGUGCCGUGGCCGAGAAGCCUCUGCACCACCCCGAGCCAGACCUCAACCCCAGGGCCACCGCGGUCUGACGGAGGCGGCGGCUGCGAUUGACACCGGUACUCGGAGGACUCUGCCAGUAUUCCUGCGCUGGGACGGGGCUGCAACCCGCACAGGCAUCCCCCAGCCCAUGGGGAGCGAGCCCAGACCCCGCGGAGCCGGGCCGUGCGCUGCCCUUUCCCCUCGCGGAGCAGAGGCUGGGGAGCCGAGGCCCCGGGCCGGGUGGGCGAGCCGGUGGCCCGGAGCUGCUCCCUGCAAUCCCCCCCCCGCCGAGGGGCAGCGACACCGGCACGGCCCUGUCACCGUGGAAGCUGCUGUCAGAAGUGCUGCUUUGCCUUCCCACGAGAGGCCCGUGUGAUGGUACAGCUUUAUUCGUGCUGCCUGUCCCUGUGGCCGUGGUCACCUCCUCUGUGUGCUUCCCACGUGCCGGCUGUGUAGGCGCAGUUGUGGCCGUGCCCGGAGCCGUGCGGGGAGGCUGCAAGCGGCUCGUCCUGGCACUGCCGGCGCCCUGGGGCUCUCCAGCAGCACAGGGCUCAGCCACCCGAGGCCCCACUCCAGUUUUGUGCCCCACGCUGAGCCCUGUGCCGCUGGAACCACACUGCUAGGUGUGAGCGUCUGGCUCAGUUGCCUGCGAAGAUAUCAGCAGUAGAGACGUGUCAGUGUCUGUACUCGUCUGCCUUUGUACGAUUGGUGUUUUAAUGUCAAUUUUUAUACCUAUUAAACUCUAAGUGUUUUUUAA
Anas platyrhynchos (mallard) is the source of this 3010-nucleotide messenger RNA. It is a transcript of the gene SLC7A3, whose product is annotated as solute carrier family 7 member 3. Gene Ontology annotation, biological process: amino acid transport; transmembrane transport. Gene Ontology annotation, cellular component: plasma membrane. The record is from RefSeq and is a predicted model, not a curated record. NCBI's taxonomy places the organism in Eukaryota, Metazoa, Chordata, Aves, Anseriformes, Anatidae. Gene Ontology annotation, molecular function: amino acid transmembrane transporter activity.